AUGCAGCACGCCUACCCCCGCUUGCCUACGGAGCUCUUGCGGCGGAUCUUGAGCGAGGCGCACGACGAGUACGAUCGUGCAGGCCUCGCGAAGCGGGCAUCGCUCGUGUCCCGGGAGUGGACAGAGCUCGGGCAAGAGCUGUUGUUCGGCCGCGUCGAGACCGGAUGGAACAACGAGGCGCUGCGUUUCUCCGUGGUCGCGCUUGACAAGCAUCUCAAGCGGUACCCGCACCUCGCCGGCUUCAUUGCAGAACUCUCCCUGGGUUUCGACAGCGAGGUCAACAUUGACCUGUGGCGGCCGUUGCGGGGGAUCCUACGACGAUGCAGCAGGCUCGGGAGGAUUACCUGGAGGGGAAAGGUGGAUCUGCUUGAAGCGACGUUGCCCUUCUUCCCCUUUGCUGGCUUGACUUCCCUGAGCAUCUACACAUAUGGUGCAGUGUGGACCCCCUCCGCUCUCCUCCGUGUCGUCCUCCCUCGAACACCCAACUUGCAGACUCUCGUGGUUGACACGACCCUCCCCAAAGACACCCACAUCCCUGCGUCCUUCCCUGCCCCUCCUUUCCAGCUUCGACUCAGCGAGAUGGACCUGCGGCUGAAGCAGUAUGGCUGGAGAGACAAGACGACGGCCAAGGCUGAGGCGAUCCUCCUCCAGCGCUUCCUGCGCUUCGUCUCCCCUCGGCACCUUACGAUGCUCAGCCUCUCCUUUCGAACACGCAACGCAAACGGUGUCUUCAGGUGGUCGACCGAGUGUCACAGGCUUGUUGAACUGCGCCUGAACGCGGAGGACGACCUCGGCACGGUACACCUUCCGCUUCUCACCGCAAUGGUCGUCAACAUGCGCCAACUCACGAGGCUGAGCAUCAAGACUACUGUUGGAUGGACACCCAAGAUGUCGCCUGCUGAGCUGGACCAGCACUCCUUCACCCUUGCCAAUUUCCUCGAUGUCGUCCCCACCUCGCUCACCGACUUCACCCUCGGCAUCUGGAUCCCCGGCGGAACAUGCUGGAGCCUCGUCAAGUCAUUCCUUCGCCAGCGCACAUACAACUCGCCACUUAGGCACGCACGCUUCUCGGUCGAGGUACCGGAGGACAGGCGGGUCGAGCUCCGGGCACGAAAGCAGCAAUUCGAGCGGAGCAGGUGGGAAAACGACGAGGACAAGUGGGUCUGGCAAUCUCCCUGGUUGAGGAGACCAGCGCGUGAACCGAGCAACGAAGAGGACGAUCCCUGGCCGUUUGCAGACACGGAACGUCGCAGCCGCAAGAGGAGCUGGGAGCUGUCGUAUGAUAUCUGCUUGUAUCGCUCGAGCUGCUGUGCCCGCUGCGACGUCUGGGCCAACCCGGCAUGGAUGCUGGACGGGCACGACGCGAGCAAGUACGAGAUCACCGAGGAGACUGAGUAG
Rhodotorula toruloides NP11 is the source of this 1398-nucleotide messenger RNA. RefSeq lists its product as uncharacterized. The transcript has 2 exons. Lineage: Eukaryota; Fungi; Basidiomycota; Microbotryomycetes; Sporidiobolales; Sporidiobolaceae. The record is from RefSeq and is a predicted model, not a curated record. The coding region runs from base 1 to 1398 and encodes 465 amino acids.